CCUUCUUGUCUUGAUGCCCUUCUUUUCUGCAUCACCUUCAUUCCAACCGCCCGCCUUCUCCCCUCGUUCCUUUCCCUCCCCUCCUUUCGUCACCUACGACGGGGUCUUUUGACUGUCACUCUCUCUAUCAAAUUCUGUGUUCACCACGCUCACUCUCUCGUAGCCUCGCCCUUUUCCAGGUCGUCGGCACUCAGCCAUUCCUUUUUUCUGCUACUACAACAACAACCUCGACACAGGAAUUCCAAACUUGCGCAUCCCGCUCCUUUCUUGGCUUCUAGUUCCUCGCAAGACAUACACAUUCAUUUUCUCUUGGACUCCCCCCCGUCUCUCUGUGUGUUGAUCGCAUACGUUUCUCGACUCGACGUUUUUUUUCUUCCUUUUUGAUAAAGACUCGACCGUUGGACGAUCGAAAUAUCGCACAGAUUUGACGCUGCCUUUUUUCGAGGGUGUGUGUCAUUCUAUCGCUUUUCCCGUCCACCCGUUCCCGCUCCCGCCGCCGCCCAUCGUCUUACACCGGCCACGACCUCAUCGCAUCGCGGCGCAAAACAGCCCGUCACGUCUCAAUCUCAUCGUCGACCCGCGUCAAAUAACCGACUCGUUCUACCCGAUAACCGUAAACGAAGACCCUUGUGCGUUUCCGCGAAUUCACUCAUUCGGACUCUCGGCUAGUCAUCGACGACGCAACCCAGGCUCUAUCAAUCUGUCUUAGCGACAGCAAGCGCCUGCCCUCGUCGCAGCCCCAAUUGAACUUUGCGGUGGUGCUGGGCAUCGACGUUGAAAUCUACAGGGUUCUUGUGUUACUGCGAAACCAAACGUCGUAUUGAACAGGAACCGAAUCGAAAAUUCGGCAGUGGGAAUUUUCGACUUCUAACAUCGAAUCCAUCGCCAACCUCUGAGUCAGCCUCUCAACCACACACCACUUGUUGGAAAUCCGACACAAGUGAAGGAACUUCCUACCACCAGAAACCCAAGAGGAAAAAAAGGAGACACUCAUCUAGAAACAAUCAACCUUUGAAAGCAACAUUUCUAUUCGGCUCAGGAAUUACUCUCAAUCACCAACUCCGUUGUCGAAAUCUGCCAAGAGAGAAGGUCCGUUCUUCAAUCUUUGGUUCAAAGUUCCCACUAGAUUUAGGACUUUCUCUAGGACCCCCGGGCCCAUUUUGAAACUCCAAACGAUCUCCUGGUCUCAUUCACUUACAGACCUUGACAGCCUCGUCUUUGAGUCACUCAUACCUGAUACCCAGUCUUUGUAUCAGCCCUCACAUCUCAUACCCAUCAACUUCAUCAACCACCAAGAUGAAAUACUCUACCUCGACCCUCUUGGCCACAGUCGGCUUCUUUGCCGCUGGAGCUGAUGCGUUCUGGCGCAUGGAGUGCCCGGGCCGUGUCGGCUUGGCCAGAGUCGACCCCCUCAUGUCCUUUGGAGGAGCUGCACCCCAUGCCCAUGCCAUUCAUGGCUCAAGCGCCAUCUCUCCCGUCUCGACAUUUGGCGACCUUGUUGCUGGUGACUGCACCUCUUGCCGUGUCAAGCAGGACAAGUCGGCCUACUGGCACCCGGCCCUGUACUUCCAGGACUCGGCCACUGGUCAGUUCGAGCUUGUUGACCAAGUCGGCGGACUGCUAGCGUACUACCUUCUUAAUGGAAAGGAUAUCAAGGCAUUCCCCCCCGGGUUCCGCAUGAUUGCUGGGGAUACCAACCGCCGCAAUUACACUGCAGGCGACCCGUCUAAGCCUGAUCCCCAGAAGUCUUCGUGGUCGCUUCUCGGUCAAACCAAGCAGUCCAUCCUCGAGCAGCGCGCCAUCGGCUUCAACUGUCUCAACUACGGUCGUGACCCCGAGGGCACUCUGUACCGCCACUUCCUUCCUGACAAGGCCUUCCUCGAUGCCAACUGCGCCAACGGUGUUCGCUUCGAGAUGAUGUUCCCGUCUUGCUGGAACGGCAAGGACGUUGACACGGACGACCACAAGUCCCACAUGGCUUACCCCGACCUGGUCAUCGACGGAACCUGCCCCGAAGGCUUCGAGACGUCUGUUCCUAAUCUCCUGUACGAGGUCAUUUGGAACACCAACGCCUUCAAGAACCGCAACGGUCGCUUCGUAAUCGCCAACGGUGAUACCCAGGGCUACGGAUACCAUGCCGACUUCAUUUCGGGCUGGGACGAGGACUUCCUCCAGUCGGCCGUCAACACGUGCACCAACCUGUCUGGCCGAAUUGAGGACUGCCCCAUCUUCGACCUCCAGGACGAAGCCGCCACCAAGCAAUGUGAGAUGAAGAUCCCCGCCCUCAUCGAGGAUGACAACAUCACUGGUCCGGCUGCGAUCCUCCCCGGCAACGCCCGCAUCACCUUUGGCGACGGCUCUUCUGAGGGUGAUGAUGCGCCCGUCAGCUCGUCUACCAUUGCGGCUCCAACCGUCCCGACGCUCACCUAUAAGCCCGGCAAGACGGCCACGGCCAACCCUCUCCCCGGCGAAGUUUUCCGCGAGACGGGCAAGGUCCCCUAUGGCUCAGUUUCCGCUGAGGCGGUCUCCGCCCCAGUCCCCGAGCCUGAGCCCGCUGCGGAACCUACCCCGACGCCGAUCAUCACGCCGAUCAUCACGUCUGCUCCUGUCAGCUCCUCUCAGCAGAGCCAGUCGUGCGUUUCCACCGAUGUUAUCACGAACAAGAACACGGUUUCCGUCAUCUGCUGGGUGGAGGAGAUUGUGUACGUGACCGAGUACGAGGACAUGACUACGACCAUGUCAGUCACGCCGACUGAGACGCCCCUGCUGCGCGCCAAGCGCCAUCUUCACCAGCACCGUAACAAUCACUUUUAGAUGAGGCGUGCCUUUUCGAUUUCUCGGAGUUGAUCACGCUCCAUCUUUUUCAUCUGCGUUGCGAUCAUGGGGGUUGUGAACGUUUGUAAAGGACGUCGCAUCGGGAUGUGGCGUCCUCUUUCUUUAACCCAAUGGGAUCCUAACACAGGAGACGAUUUGGCUUCUCAUUGGUUCUCUCGCAUCUUGCUCAAGGACACUACUGAUGUUGUCUGGACAUUCUGAGAGCAGACACGCUUUUUUUUUCUGGAGGUAGCUAGCAAGGUCCGGGCAAGUUAUGGCCCGUUUCAUGAGUUUAUGGUGACCAUUGGCGGCAAAAUCAUCGAGUUGAGUUGGCUCUUCUUUCUCUGUUUUUCAUGGUGGUUGUCGAGUGAGGCGUAGUCGGGAUGGAACUGCAUUUGCUUCGCAUUGAAUGCGUCGACAUGUCUUUGGCGUUGUAGGUCUGAGUUUGAGAUACCUUUUGUCGCAACGAGGUUAUUAUCGCCGGU
This is a messenger RNA of Colletotrichum destructivum, 3299 nucleotides long. RefSeq lists its product as uncharacterized. NCBI's taxonomy places the organism in Eukaryota, Fungi, Ascomycota, Sordariomycetes, Glomerellales, Glomerellaceae. The transcript is spliced from 5 exons. Bases 1297 to 2814 code for a protein of 505 amino acids. The record is from RefSeq and is a predicted model, not a curated record.